Archocentrus centrarchus (flier cichlid) is the source of this 2766-nucleotide messenger RNA. RefSeq names its product basic helix-loop-helix family, member e40 (gene bhlhe40). The record is from RefSeq and is a predicted model, not a curated record. Gene Ontology annotation, molecular function: DNA binding; protein dimerization activity. Gene Ontology annotation, biological process: regulation of DNA-templated transcription. The transcript is spliced from 5 exons. NCBI's taxonomy places the organism in Eukaryota, Metazoa, Chordata, Actinopteri, Cichliformes, Cichlidae. Bases 346 to 1563 code for a protein of 405 amino acids.
GUCCAACACGUGAGGCUCAUGUGACGGAGUGGAGUCUGUGUCUGUAGCUGAGAGACGUGCCUGCAGUCACAGGGUUUAUUUAACACGUAGUCAGAAAUCCACCCAGCUCUCACACAUUGCGCCGGGCGUGGAGCCUCUCUAGACUUACUACUGAGUCCCCGGACCUCAGGGCGACAAAACUCCAGCUGCGCUCGACUGCAGCUCACAACAGGAAAGCGCACACACACUGGAUAAGAGGAAAUACUUUUUUCUCUCCAUUUCUUUUAUUUCGGGAAGUUUUUUUUUUUUUCCCUAUUUUGAAGUGCGGCUGCUGGGACACAUUUUGGAGCUUUUAAUUUAAUCGGCAUGGAGAGGAUUACCAGCGCGCAACCACCUCCCUGUAUGCCAAAACACCCCUCACUGGAUAUAGCUGACAUGCACGGAAUGGACUUUCCCAUUUAUGUGUACAAACCCAGGAGGGGCAUGAAGCGAGGGGAUGAGAGCAAGGAGACCUACAAGUUGCCUCACCGACUGAUCGAAAAGAAGCGACGUGACAGAAUAAACGAAUGCAUUGCCCAGUUGAAAGAUUUAUUGCCAGAACAUCUUAAGCUUACAACGCUGGGUCAUUUGGAGAAAGCUGUGGUGCUGGAACUCACUCUCAAGCAUGUGAAAGCCCUGAGUGCCCUCCUGGAGCAGCAGCAGCAGAAAAUUAUCGCUCUACAGAAGGACCUGCAGCUUGGUGAUCAUGGAGGUGACAGCGCAGAGAACAGUGAGGAGAUGUUCCGCUCUGGCUUUCACUUGUGUGCCAAAGAGGUCCUCCACUAUCUGGCCAGUCAGGAAAGCAGCAGGGACUUGACUCCUUCGCAUGUAAUCACUCACAUCCAAAAGGUAGCAGCAGAAGUUCUGCAGGAUCAAAGCAGCCUACGGCCGGAUGAGGAAGUCAGCUCUUCUGAGAAAGUGAAGAAACCUUCCGGACAGCCUCAGAGGGGCUCUGAAGGGCCCGCUAAGAACUGUGUCCCAGUCAUUCAAAGGACUUACCCUCAUGGGACAGGGGAGCAGAGUGGCAGUGACACAGACACGGACAGCGGCUAUGGUGGAGAACAUGACAAGCGGGAUCCCAAAGCCCAGUGGUCAGAAAACCACUCGACUGAGGGGGAGCUCAAGCGUCCUGCAUCUGAGCGGAUGGCCGGUGCCAUCAAGCAGGAGGGUGAAGCGCCUCGGGCCAAGAAGCUGAGAUCGGACUCCCCGGAGGAUGAGAUUCUCUCCGGUCCUAGUAAUUACAUGAGCUUCUCCCCGAACCAGCCCCCGUUUUGCCUCCCCUUCUACCUCAUCCCCCCUGCAGCUGCGGCGGCCGCAGCGUAUCUGCCCAUGCUGGAGAAAUGCUGGUACCCUGGAAGCAUGCCUGUUAUGUACCCAGGCAUGAGUGGCUCUGCAGCGUGCCUACCCCCAGAGCCACUGCACUCAUCUCUGAUGAUGUCCCCGAGGGCAGGAUCUCCAGUACCCCACCAGACUCGCAUGGACUCCCCCACUCUUCACAAAGCUUUAAAGCAGGUUGCUCCUUUGAACCUGGAAACCAGAGACUGAGCAGAUGUGUCAGAAUCAUAUCCUCUGAAUGUCGAAUGGGAUAAACAAACACAAAAGCACUGGUAUCCCUUUAAACAGUGGCUGUAAUUUGGCCUGUUGAACCCCAAAAUGGUCACCUCCAUCUAUUAUGAGCUCCUGAACUGAAAUGAGACUUUUGUGGGGAACCUGGAGUGGCCAUAAGAAGGCUCAUGUUAGACUUGUUGCAUGGCUCUGAAAUACUGAGAGUUUAAAUACGGUCAGUUCAAAGCAUGCACAAGAGUGCGCACAGGUGUUUUUCUACAAUGUUUGUCAUCUCAGCACUUACUGAAUGUCAAAGGUUAACUUAGAAUGUAAGACAUAGAUUAGCCCUGCCACGCACACCCCUUGGAAAACAUUUUGGACCUACUUUUUUUUGCGCGUGCACACACACACACACACACACACACACGCACGCCAGUCUGUAAUGAAUGUAAAGAUUAAACAAAAGAUCCCUCGUAGAUGCUGCUUGAGUGACUUUUCUGGACGAUCUACUUUCAGUGUUUGUUGCUCCUGUAACUGCAACAAAGUAUCGUUUUAGACCUACCAAAAAAAAUAGAUAUAUUGCUCCUUUGACCCUGUCAGUUGUCACAGCUGAACGAAUGCAAAGAGUUUAGCGUUGUAAGAAUUCAGGGCGUCGUCGCUGUACGAGGUGUGUCACUCAUGUCUGUCAAUGAGUGAUGUGGCCAUACAUGCUUUUAUGAUUUAAUUUGUUACUCAUGACUGUUUGUGCAUUUUAGGUGGAGUUCCUGUGAAGUAAUGUCUUGUAAUUAUUUCUUUGCUCAUGCUAAUCGUACAUCUCUAUUUUUGAUACGUGACCCACUGAGUGUAUUUUGUAGAGAAAGGUUGGGGGAGUGAUAUGCUGUACGCUGAAAGAACUUGUACAGUAUACAUAUAGCAUCAACCUGAUUUGCGUAUUGCCCAUGUCUUUCCAGUCCAGUCCAGGCCUGUUCUGAGCUCAUGCUGUUGCCUUUACUCGUUUAACAGACACAACAGUGGCAGGUGUUUCGAACCCAUUUGCUUUUAAUGUGUCUGUGGCAAAGAGAGUGAAUGUAAAAUUCAAACAAAAAUAAUAGUUUUGUAUAGAAAGAGGUACUUGGGAUUUUUAUUUUGAAAUGUAACGCAAAUGAUGUACAUAUUUUGUAUAUAAAGUAUUAUUGAUAUAUAUUAAAGUAUUAAUAAAGCUUU